This is a messenger RNA of Eupeodes corollae, 2207 nucleotides long. RefSeq names its product general transcription factor IIH subunit 1 (gene Tfb1). Gene Ontology annotation, biological process: nucleotide-excision repair; transcription by RNA polymerase I; transcription by RNA polymerase II. The record is from RefSeq and is a predicted model, not a curated record. The transcript is spliced from 7 exons. Gene Ontology annotation, cellular component: transcription factor TFIIH core complex; transcription factor TFIIH holo complex. Lineage: Eukaryota; Metazoa; Arthropoda; Insecta; Diptera; Syrphidae. The coding region runs from base 251 to 2032 and encodes 593 amino acids.
UCUUCUUUUUCAAUUUCAGUUACUUGAGAAGAGACGCUAUGGAAACGUUGCUCCACUACCGUUUGACAGUACGUCUGACAUUUCUAUCAAAAAAUAUGCAAUUUGCAAAUGGCUGCCCUCCGAACAGAGGGAAUUCAUUGAUCUGUGAGAACUUAAAAAACCCUUUCCUUGGAGCUACUGCAAUUGAUUUGCUACUCCUAAUUGCUCCAGUGAUUCUUGACCAAGAGUUUAAGCAAAAGAAUAAAGAAUCAUGACCACUAGCAGUGAGGAUGUGUUGCUUCAAAUGGGCGAAGUGCGCUUCAAAAAGGGCGAUGGCACGCUUUACGUAAUGAACGAACGCCUCGCCUGGAUGGCUGAACAUCGCGAUACAGUGGCUGUGUCACAUCGAUUUGCCGAUAUAAAAAUGCAAAAAAUAUCACCCGAAGGAAAGCCAAAGGUACAACUUCAAGUUGUGCUCCACGAUGGGAACAGUUCUACGUUUCACUUUGUCAAUCGCAAUGGACUGCAAGCUCAGCUUGCCGACCGUGAUAAAGUUAAGGAAUUGUUGCAACAGCUCUUGCCAAAUUUCAAACGAAAAGUCGACAAAGAACUCGAGGAAAAAAAUAAAAUUCUAUCGGAGAAUCCAAAUUUGCUGCAACUCUACAAAGAUUUGGUCAUAACACAGGUGCUGACGAGUGAGGAGUUUUGGGCCACACACGCUAAAGAGUAUACGGCAAAGAAAAAUGCUAAAAAACAGGAAAUUGGUGUUUCGGGAGCAUUUUUAGCCGAUAUUAAACCACAAACAGAUGGCUGCAAUGGCCUGAAAUAUAAUCUCACAGCCGAUAUAAUUCAUUGUAUAUUCAAAACAUAUCCAGCAGUCAAACGCAAGCACCAAGAGAAUGUUCCAGGCAAACUGUCCGAAUCGGAGUUUUGGACAAAAUUCUUUCAGUCACAUUAUUUCCAUCGUGAUCGCAUCACGGCAGGGACCAAAGAUAUUUUUAGCGAAUGUGGUAAAAUCGAUGAUCAGGCUUUGAAAGUUGCUGUGCAACAAGGAUCCGGUGAUCCAUUACUAGAUUUGCGACAGUUCGAGGAUGUGCCUUUGGAGGAAGGCUUCGGUAGUGUCAGUGGUGACAAACAUCUUGUAAAUAGUGGAAACAUUGUCCAUCAAAAUAUGAUUAAACGAUUUAAUCAGCACUCAAUUAUGGUUCUCAAAACUUGUACCGAUGUUACAAAUCCAAAUAGCACAACAACAACACCCAAUCAAACCCCGUCGUCUGCCAAAGGAGACACCGGAAAAAACGAUUUGGGUCUGAACGGUUUGAGCGAGAAAAAACACAAGAGAGCCCAAGCAAAUGGAGAUUCUGUCAGUAGCAUACCUGCCGUAUGUAGUCCCGAGAAACAACCAAAAAGAAUGCGAAUCAUGGAGAAAAUAAGCUACGAAGAUCUCGGUGAUCCUGUGGUCGAUGAAGUCGACUGUGUAGUGCAGAGUGCGAGUAAAAAGUCCCAACAAUUAAAUCUAGCCAAAGGCGAGCGUUAUAUGCACGGACCCGUUCCUAUGUCACACCAAGAUACCCACGACGAUCCGAGAGAGCUCGACGAAACACAAUAUCAAUUAAUACGUGUCGCUGAUAGCUGGAACCACAGAAGCCAACAGCGAUGUCCUGUGAGCGCUACAGCGGCUGUCAAUGCUUUGGGUGAACUUAGUCCUGGAGGAGCCUUAAUGCGAGGUUUUCAAGAGCAGUCGUUAGCACAACUUGUCCCACCCGAUGUGGAAAAGGAUCUUCGGCAUUUAUAUCUUUCACUCAGUGAAUUGCUGAAACACUUCUGGAGUUCUUUUCCAACCACGACACCAGAACUGGAGACUAAAGCCGUCAGAAUGCACGAAGCAUUGCAACGUUUCAAAAUGGCUAAGCUAUCUCCGUUUGAAAAUCGUGCAAUGCGUGAACUUUCCCCAUUGGGAGCAUCACUGACGUUGCAUUUGAAUCAAUUAUUACAAUCGGCUGCAGCAAAGUUCGCCACAUUUCAAGAGAGGAAGAUGCGCCAACAUCGGUAGCAUAAUCGGAAUCAUUCGUCUACAAUGUUGCAUUGAAAGAGGAGACCAAUUUUUGUGUUUUUUUUUUAUAUAAAUCUUAUAAUUUCAAAUUCUCUUUUGUGUUUUGUACAAUCGUAUUUACAAAAAGGAAAAAAGAAAAAUCAAACAAAAACAACUUAUAUUCCAAAAAAAAUAA